GAGAGUGUGUGAUGGAGUUUGUAAGCUGUAUACUCCUCCUUGUGUUAGCUUUAGCAACGUUUGCACAAACUCUGCAAUGGGUGGGUUCAAGAAGAAGGUCGAAACUGCCACCAGGACCUUACCCUCUUCCCAUGAUUGGAAACCUUGUUCAACUGGGCACAAAGCCUCACCAAUCCCUGGCCCAUCUCGCUCAAAUUCACGGCCCAAUCAUGAGCAUCAAACUGGGCCAAGUAACCACCAUAGUCGUCUCUUCCCCUCACAUGGCCAAAGAGGUUCUCCAAACCCAUGACCGCUCCUUCUCAGACAAAGCAGUUCCACAAGCCGUGCAUGUUCACAACCACCACAACCACAGUGUCGCCUUCUUACCCGUUUCACCUCUCUGGCGUCACCUAAGGAAAAUUUCCAACCAAAACUUAUUCUCCAACAACACUUUGGACUCAAACCAAAACCUCAGACGCAACAAACUGCAUGAUCUCAUCAAUGAUAUCCACCAAAGUAGCCUCCUUGGUGAAGCUGUGGAUAUUGGAAAAGCGGUUUUCAAGACUUCUAUCAACUUGUUAUCCAACACUAUGUUUUCUUUGGAUUUGGUCCACUCUGCAGGUUCUGUUGGAGAUUUCAAGGACUUGGUGGUCAACAUCAUGGAAGAGUGUGGGAGACCAAACCUUGCUGAUUUCUUCCCUGUGCUCAAAAUAAUUGACCCUCAAGGCAUCAGGAGUAGAAACAGUGUUUAUGCUGGCAAGAUCAUUCACACCUUUCGAGAUUUGAUUCAUCAGAGGCUGAAGCUAAGGGAAGACCAGGGCCUUGACUCAAACAAUGACAUGUUGAAUACUUUGCUCAACAGCCAAGAGAUGAACCAAACCAUGAUUCAACAUUUAGCUCUGACUUUGUUUGUUGCGGGAACGGAUACAAUUACAUCUACAUUAGAAUGGGCAAUGGCAGAAUUGGUGCAAAAUGAAAAGGCAAUGUCAAAGGCAAAACAAGAGCUAGAGGAAAUCAUUGGCAAAGGAAAACCGGUUGAGGAAUCAGAUAUUGCUAAGCUUCCUUAUUUGCAAGCAGUGAUAAAAGAGACCUUCCGGUUGCACCCUUCGGUCCCAUUUUUGGUCCCUCGUAAGGCCAAUACAAAUGUGGAAAUUGGGGGGUACACAAUCCCAAAAGGUGCACACGUGCUAGUGAACGUGUGGGCUAUUGGGAGAAAUUCAAGCGUGUGGGAGAAUGCAAAGGUGUUUUCACCCGAGAGGUUCUUGAACACCAAUAUUGAUGUGAAAGGUGGAAACUACGAGCUUACACCGUUCGGUGGUGGGCGUAGAAUUUGUCUUGGCUUGCCCUUAGCCAUGAGGAUGUUGUAUUUGAUGUUGGGUUCUCUUGUGAACUGUUUCAAUUGGAAACUUGAAGAAGAUGGUAUGAACAUGAACAUGAACAUGGAAGACAAGUUUGGAAUAAGUUUAAGGAAGGCUGAACCAGUUAGAGUUAUUCCCGAGAAAGUAAUGUGAUGAAAUGUAGUCCAUUAAUGUUGAAUAAAAUCAUGCAUUGCAGUGUAUGAUUACUGAUUAGAAAUAAAAUGUUGUAUGUUCAACUCAACAUUCAAA
Molecule: messenger RNA, 1586 nt
Organism: Cajanus cajan (pigeon pea)
Lineage: Eukaryota; Viridiplantae; Streptophyta; Magnoliopsida; Fabales; Fabaceae
Product: geraniol 8-hydroxylase
Molecular function (GO): oxidoreductase activity, acting on paired donors, with incorporation or reduction of molecular oxygen; monooxygenase activity; iron ion binding
Source: RefSeq, a predicted model, not a curated record